Messenger RNA from Striga hermonthica, 892 nucleotides. The record is from the annotation of a GenBank genome assembly. NCBI's taxonomy places the organism in Eukaryota, Viridiplantae, Streptophyta, Magnoliopsida, Lamiales, Orobanchaceae.
GCCGCGGCUGCGAGCUUUCCUUCACCGCGGCCGCGGCGAGCAAACAGCGCAGCAAACCCGGAACUUCAGAGCCGAAAUCUCGCGGCCAUGGGACUUCUCGCGGCCGCGGAGCUUCCCAUCGCCGCAGCCUGCGAGCCUCUCCGCGGCCGCGACCCACCGAAGACGAGCUCAAAAUGUGGUGUUUCCCGGAGACAUUAAAAGACCGAGCUAAGGCGUGGCUCAUGACCCUCACCCCAGAUUCUCUCACAACCUGGACAGAAGUAUACUCCAAAUUCAUUGGGAAAUAUUAUUCCCAUCAGAAGACCCAGGACAUCCGGUCCCAGAUAGUCUCUUUUGCCCAACUGCCGCACGAGCCUCUUCAUGAGGCUUGGGAACGCUUCAAGGACCUUCAGAGGCAGUGCCCCCACCACAACCUCGCUCCGGGGCUACUAGCGAAUUGUUUCUACCAUUCCCUCCACAAAAACUUGCAGUACAUGGUGGACAAUGCAGCUGGAGGGGAUAUCGGGGCCAAGACGGCUGAAGAGAUAAUUUCUAUCUAUGAGACGAUGAGUGCUAACUCGUCUCAUAAAAGUGUUAGAGGAAAGAGACCUGCAGUGAAUGAGAUUGGCUCGAGCAAUAAUGCCAUGGCCCAACAGUUAGCCGAGCUCACGGAGCAGAUGCGAUUAUUGAAUGCUCGAAGCUCCUCACCGAUUCAGACGAUGGCGGCAAAUGCUUGUGGUGCAUGUGGAGUGCAGGGACACAGUUCAGAAAUGUGUCCAUCGGCUAUGGAUCCGAGCUAUGGAGGACAGAAUGUAGAAGUUAAUGCACUUCAGGGAUAUCAGAACCGGCCCGGGAACGACCCCUAUUCGAACACAUACAACCCAGGGUGGCGAAACCACCCUCACUUCUCGUG